AUGGACUACAGCAAGAAGGAAACAGACAUGGCUUACACCGACGCAAAGGAAGAGCCGUCGCCACUGAACCUCAAACUCGUUGCCACUACGUCGAGUGGAAAUGAAAGGGCCGGGCAGGUCUUCGACAAUGAAUCUCAGUUACAACGACGUCUUGGAAAUCGACAACUUCAGCUUAUUGCCAUUGGAGGUUCAAUCGGCACAGGCUUGUUUGUUACCAUCGGUAGCGGCCUGGCCAGAGCUGGGCCGGGAAGCCUGUUUCUCGGUGUCAUUGUCUACUGCUGUCUCAUCGGCCUCGUAAACAGCUGCAUGGCCGAGAUGGCUACUCUUAUGCCUGUCAGUGGCGGAUUCAUUCGAAUGGCUAGUCAAUGGGUAGACGACGCUCUUGGCUUCAUGGUCGGCUGGAACUUCUUCUUCUAUGAAGCCCUGAUCAUACCAUUCGAAAUCACGGCGUUGACGACCGUCCUUUCUUUCUGGAGCGACAACAUACCUGCCGGUGCCGUCUGCGCUGCCUGCAUCGUUCUCUAUGGCAUUCUGAAUGUCCUUGCCGUCGGGGCUUACGGAGAAUCUGAAUUCUGGCUAUCGAGCGGCAAAGUCAUCCUGGUCUUCCUUCUGUUUGGCUUCACCUUCUUCACCAUGGUUGGUGUGAACCCUCAACACGACGCAUAUGGAUUCCGGAACUGGACUAUCGCAACGUUCGCGGAACACCACAGCACAGGAGCUAUAGGACGUCUCGAAGGAUUCCUUGCUGCGCUCUGGUCCGCUUCGUUCUUCGUCGUUGGCCCGGAGUACCUGGCCAUGGCCGCGGCUGAAGCAAAACGACCGCGGACAUAUGUCAAGCAGGCCUUCAAGACAGCCUUCUGGCGAUUCGCCAUCUUCUUCAUUGGAGGGGCCUUCUGUGUCAGCACCAUUAUCCCCAAAAACGAUCCAACGCUCACAACUUUCCUGGGAGGCGCCGAGGGCAGUGGUACUGCGGCAGCAUCACCCUACGUUAUCGCAAUGAAAAACCUUGGAAUCGGCGUCUUGCCUCACAUCGUGAACGCAUUACUUGUUACUAGCAUUUUCUCAGCCGGAAACACUUACACUUACUGCGCGAUCCGAAGUUUAUAUGGCCUAGCCCUGUCAGGUAAAGCACCGGCAUUCCUUAAGAAGUGCACGAAAAACGGAGUACCUAUAUAUUGCUUUGGCAUAACUAUGAUCUUCCCUAUGCUCUCAUUCCUUCAGCUUUCGAAUGGCUCCAACACCGUUUUGCGGUGGCUGGUUAACCUCGUCACUGCCGGUUGCGUUAUCGAUUACAUAGUCAUGUGUAUUACAUUCCUGUUCUUCUAUCGCGCUUGCAAGGUCCAAUGUAUCGACAGAAGGACCCUGCCUUACUAUGGCUAUUUCCAGCCGUACGUCGCUUGGGUAGGACUGGCUGGCACCGUCUUCGUGGUUCUGUUCUACGGAUAUUCCAGCUUCACCCCUUGGGAUGUUUCUACCUUCUUCACAUAUUACGCCAUGGUCAUCGUUGGCAUCAUCACUUAUUCGUUCUGGAAGAUUUCAAAGAGAACAAAGGUUGUACCUGCUGCCGAGGCUGACCUUGUUUGGGAGAGACCGAGCAUCGAUGCUUAUGAGGCAGCCUUAGAUGAGCCUGUGACGGGCUUCUGGACCGAGAUGUUGCAGAUGAUUGGAUUUCGCAAGCAUUGGGGGAAAAAAUCAGUCGUCUGA
Messenger RNA from Coniosporium apollinis CBS 100218, 1704 nucleotides. RefSeq lists its product as uncharacterized. Bases 1 to 1704 code for a protein of 567 amino acids. Gene Ontology annotation, molecular function: amino acid transmembrane transporter activity. Gene Ontology annotation, cellular component: membrane. The transcript has 2 exons. Gene Ontology annotation, biological process: amino acid transmembrane transport. The record is from RefSeq and is a predicted model, not a curated record. Lineage: Eukaryota; Fungi; Ascomycota; Dothideomycetes.